AUGAGGUUCUUGGACAACAAGAAGGACCUAGAGUUGAAACUUGCUACCUCUAAAAGUUAUGCUUUAGAGCUCUCUUCUCAUGUAGAGAAGGUAGUAGAGGAUAAUGAGGCCCUUUCCCUGAAAGUUUAUAAGCUCUCUUCUGCCUUGAAGAAAAAGGUUUUCAAGCUCUCCGAUGUCCUAGAAAAGAAAGAGUCUGAAAUUGUUGAGGCUAUCAAAGCUGCUACCAAUGCGGUUGUAAAGGAAUUCAAGGACUUUUUGACUUUAGGAAAGAGAUGCUUGAGUAUUAUAAUAGCAGUUUUGACGAAUUUUGGGCUUGAACCAUAG
Ilex paraguariensis (yerba mate) is the source of this 324-nucleotide messenger RNA. The record is from the annotation of a GenBank genome assembly. NCBI's taxonomy places the organism in Eukaryota, Viridiplantae, Streptophyta, Magnoliopsida, Aquifoliales, Aquifoliaceae.